Cylicocyclus nassatus is the source of this 4941-nucleotide messenger RNA. Lineage: Eukaryota; Metazoa; Nematoda; Chromadorea; Rhabditida; Strongylidae. The record is from the annotation of a GenBank genome assembly.
AGCAAAUCAAAUCACGCCCGAGUCGGUAGUCGCAGAUUUGUUUUGAGUUGCUUUCCUCAGAAAACAACGUGGUUCAAUCUGGCCUUAUAAUGCGAAGAAGUCUACUGCGGUGAAUUCCAUAGCUUUAUCAUCCAAAGAUCGUCAUGUAUGCUUACUUGAACGAGACCGACGACUCUACAACAGUGAACUUCAGCUCCUAUGGAAGUUUUCUACCUGGUAAAGGAAGCCAGCUCCUCACAGUUGGCGCUAAGCAUCUCCGAUUGUUUCGCACCAAUCCUUACACUUUGAUUCCUCCAAAAGACGCGUCGGACGAAUGGAAACAGAAAACCAAACUGGAAUGCGUGUUCAGUUGUCGCUUCAUGUCACCAAUUCAAUCAUUUGCAAAGGCUAAACUUCCAGGUUACCCCAAUAGUGAGGCCUUGCUGCUUGCUUUCGAAGGCUGUAACGUCUCUGUCGUCGCCAUCGAUCCUGAAGAUCGAGCUCUUAGCACUAUCUCCUUGCACAGCUUUUCUUCGGAGUUCAAACGCGAUGGAUUUACAUUUCAUUGCCACGAGCCUAUAGUUAGGACCGAUCCCGCAAACAGAUGUGGUGCUGCUGUAAUUUAUGACAGGAUUCUGGGUAUUCUUCCAUUUGAUGGCGACUUCAUCAAUAGUUUCUCAAUUCCUUUAUCCGAAAUUGAUCAUAGACUUGAGAACAUUGUUGACAUGGUUUUUCUGGAUGGAUAUUAUGAACCUACCUUACUAUUCCUGUACGAACCGCAUCAGACAACGGCGGGAAGGGCCUCGGUGCGGUACGAUACCAUGCACUUACUGGGGGUUUCCGUAAAUGUAUUCGAUGAGCAGGUUGCCAUUGUGUGGCAAGUGGGAAGUUUACCCAUGGAUUGUAACAGGCUUGUGGCUAUACCAAAACCACUGGGUGGAGUUCUGGUGAUUGGAUCAAAUGAAGUCAUAUACUUGAACCAAUCAGUGCCUCCCUGUGGGAUUAGCCUGAACAGCUGUUACGACAACUUUACGAAGUUCCCCUUGAAAGAUUUGAAACAUAUGUCUAUGACUCUGGAUGCUGGUGCAGCAGAAUGGGUUGGUAAUAAUCAUGUUGCAUUGGGUACAAUGGAUGGCAGAUUGUUCAUUCUUACUCUUCUCACAGAUUCUUCAGAAACUGUUAGAUCUCUUGAUAUAGAGCACGUUUUUGAUACGUCCAUUGCUUAUUGCAUGAAUUUAUGUUCUCCUGGCCGCCUCUUCAUCGGUUCUCGACUUGGUGAUUCUCAGCUUUUAGAAUUUAUCGUGGAAAAGGAGGAAAUAAAAGAGGAAUCCUCUCCGGAACCGAAGAAAGCCAAAGUCGAGGAAAAGAUAAACGCGGAUGAGGACGAUCUUGAACUUUAUGGCGAACAAAUUAUUGAACAAGUGGCAACAGUCAAGGAGAAGUACAAAGAGAAACUUAUAUUUUCUGAGCUCGAUCGGUUAACUAACAUCGGUCCCAUAAAAGCGAUCACCGCUGGUGGUGCCCAUGGAGUCAGUCCAAUUUUGCUGGAGCAGGAAAGAGCAGACCCUAUAUUUGAUAUUAUUGUUGCUUCUGGACAUACAGUCAAUGGUUCAAUUUGUGUACUGCAAAGGACGGUGCGGCCAGACAUAAUCACCAGCAGUUUCUUACAAGACGCUCAACAGCUUUGGGCAGUAGGAAGAAGAGAGGAUGAUUCUCACAAAUAUCUCAUCGUAUCUCGUACACGAUCUUCUCUGAUUCUUGAGUUAGGGGAAGAUAUGGUUGAAUUGGAAGAACCCCUUUUUCUGUCGGACGAACCUACCGUUGCAGCAGGAGAGCUAGCUGAUGGUGGUCUUGCUGUUCAAGUGACGUCACUGCGUGUAGCUCUUGUGGCAGAAGAAAAACAACUCCAACAGAUUGAUUUGGAUUCCAACUUCCCUGUUGUUGCCGCAUCAAUAGUUGAUCCUUACGUGGCUUUACUGACUCAAAACGGGCGCUUGAUGUUGUUCCAUCUUGUUUUGAACCCUGUUGUGCACCUACAGGAAAUUGACAUAUCCAACACUGCAUUUGCCGAAAGAACCGUUCAUCAUCGAGCUCCCUUGACGGCACUGUCUAUUUAUCGCGAUAUGAGUGGACUCAUGGUUUGCUCUCAAGAUGAUGCAAGCAUCGCUGAAGGAAGAAAAGCUAGCAGGUUAAGAAAGGCGGCUGCACGCCGAACUCUUGUGGACUCCAUCGACAUUGACCUUUAUGGCGAUGAGGGAUUACCCACUAGUAAUGCCGUCGUCGAUGAGGACGAGCUAUUGUAUGGAGAACCGGCAGGAAAUAAAAAAGAUGAGAACGUUCGAAAAAGGAAGAGGAUUGCUGACAUAAGUAGUGUCGCAACUGGAUGCGAGGAAUCAGAUGCCAUUGAUCCUAAUACUGUGGAGCCUACGUACUGGCUCGUACUAGCUCGCGACAGUGGGAAGGUUGUAAUCCACUCUCUACCGGAUAUGAAGAUAGUUUACCAGUUUUUGAAAUUUGGAUUGAUGCCUGAAAUAGUGACAGAUCUGAUGCCUGAAGAGGAAGAGAAGGACAAGAAAGAACAAGAAGCGCGCGCAGAGCAGUUUGAAAACUCUUCAAUACAAUUUCGGCCCAAUGAAAGGGUCGUCGAAUUGCAGAUUGUUGGUUUGGGCAUCAACCAGGGUCAUCCCACUCUAAUGGCUGUAGUUGACGACCAAGUCAUCACAUACGAAAUGUAUAAGUGGAGGAAUCCCCUGCGAGAACAUCUUGCUAUCGGCUUCCGCCGGUUGUCAGUGACUGUGACGAUCAGAUCCACUCCGUUCAUGGGACACGAUGGACGGAGAGCGGAAGUGGAAGUAGGAAGAGAAAUUGAGCAACAUCGGGUGAUCAUCCAUCCUUUCGAACGUGUCUGUGGCAUCAUGAAUGGUGUAAUGCUCUCGGGUGCAUAUCCUUGUCUGGUUUUGAUCGGAGCAUGGGGUGGUCUUCAGUGUCAUCCCUUGACCAUUGACGGUCCUAUAUCUGCUUUCACCCCAUUCAACAAUCAGAAUGUACCGAAUGGCUUUCUGUACAUCGUUAAGAAUUCACAGGAACUGCGGAUUGCCAAGUUGCAGAACGAUUUUGACUACGAACUGCCUUUUCCUUGUCGAAAAGUCCAUGUCGGCGCUACAGUACACCACGUGCGAUACGUGAUGAAUAGUCAAGUCUACGCUAUAACGACAUCCGUCCCCAUGAAAAGCAAUAAAAUCUGGGUAGUGGUAAAUGACGACAAGCAGGUGGAAACUCAUGAAAAGAACAAAAAUUUUGUCCUUCCGUCAAUUCCUCAAUACGCCCUCAAUUUAUAUUCUCCCGUAGACUGGAAACCAGUCCCAAAUACGGAUAUCAAAUUUGAAGAGAUGGAGGUUGUAACAGCAUGCGAAGAAGUGACAUUACGCUCUGAAUCUACAAUAAGUGGUAUGCAAGCGUAUCUAGCUGUGGGGACAAUCAACAAUUAUGGGGAAGAGGUGCUUGUAAGAGGUCGCAUAAUUCUUGCUGAGAUAAUCGACGUAGUUCCGGAGCCUGGAAAACCCACUUCAAAGCACAAAAUAAAAAUCUUAUAUGACAAGGAACAGAAAGGGCCGGUUACUGCUUUGGCAUCUAUCAAUGGACUGUUGCUCAGUGGCAUGGCACAAAAGAUAUUCAUCUGGGGUUUUCGUGACAAUGAUUUGCAAGGUAUUUCCUUUCUGGAUAUGCAUUACUAUGUGCAUUCUUUGAUCUCUAUGCGUAAUCUUGCGAUCGCAUGCGACAUGCACGACUCAAUGUCGUUGAUUCGCUUUCAGGAGCAGUUCAAAGCCCUUUCUGUUGCAUCUCGGGACGAUCGUGUGGAUGUCCCAUUUCCCAUGGCUGCACAAUUUUUAGUGGAUAACAAUCAUUUGGCUUUCUUGAUGUCUGAUGAAGCUGGCAAUAUUUGCUUGUUUAACUACAUGCCCGAGACACAAGAAUCCAACGGAGGUGAACGCCUAGUACUGAGGGGUGUCCUCAACAUAGGCACAAAUGUGAAUGCCUGGCUCCGGGUGAAAGGACACACUUCUUUGUUUGCGGUAUCACCGCUUGACGUCAAAAGCAUCACACAACAACAAACGAGUGUAUGGGCCUCUCUUGAUGGCUCUCUUGGCAUUGUGCGCCCGGUUUCAGAAAGGCAGUUUAGGCGGCUACACUUCUUGCAUCAGUGUAUGUCCAAUUCUGUAGGACAACUUGCUGGACUGAAUCCGAAGGGUGCUCGUGGAGGGAAGCCGAUUCGUCCACUUGUAAACGCUACCAACACCAAAAAUAUGGUUGAUGGGGAAUUGGUUGAACAGUUCAUGCAUCUUUCUACAUCAAGGAAACAGGACUUGGCGCGAAGUCUUGGAGCAAGCAGAUACCACAUAAUGGACGAUCUUGUGCAAAUCCAACGGCUCUCUACAUUUUAUUAGUUCAUUGCGAGUGAAUUCUUUGCUAGAAGGCCCAUCAUGCUUAAGCAUUUAUGGAAAAAAACUAUGGGAUGUCCUGGAAGUAUUGGGAUGCAUGCUCUGAAUUGUUCGCAUUAGAAUUAAUUUCUUGCUAAGCAAGAGUUGAGAUCUUUUAGCUGGGAGGACACAAGUGUCCCAGUUUCUCCUAUACUUCAAGUUACUGUUGUUUUCUAGCGCUGAAAAUUUUGAGAUGACGCUCUCCAUUGUAGUCCUAUUGCGCAUCUUGCAACUGUGAUCUCUUUGUUAUACCAAGUUGUUAUCGUUGAGAGUAAAUCUUCAUAGAGAAGAUGUAGAAGUUUUUUCGUGUCAGGCUUUUUAUAACCAUAAGGAUUAGUAUAAAGACGUAAGCACGACUGGCGCUAAGGUUAUGUGUUGAUCUUAUAGUUUGGAUUUGGUGAUGGUUUGAAAUGUUGAUUUAGAUCCUCUUCUUUCUGCUGAAAAUGGUUUGGCGAUGCUACCAUUCACUUUCGUUCAGGUGACA